This is a messenger RNA of Durusdinium trenchii, 1738 nucleotides long. NCBI's taxonomy places the organism in Eukaryota, Dinophyceae, Suessiales, Symbiodiniaceae. The record is from the annotation of a GenBank genome assembly.
GAAAUAUAUGCAAAAACAUGUGAAAACACUCUCAUGGUGAGCGGAAUGGUCAGCUGCUGUCAGUUGCUGUCAAUUGCGUGGCAAGUGUGUUUUGUUGUUGUCACACAUGAUCAAUUGUGUGGGCUAGUGUGUCAAUGGGUUGCUGAAAAUAGAAAAACAUAGUUUAAGGUCUAAAAAAAUCCCCCAAAAAAUGUUUUGUUUUUUCUGUUUUUCUGUUUUUUGUGAUUUUGUUGAUUUUAAACUGUGUUUUUCGAUGUUUGCAUGAAAAAACCAUAGGAAACCUAACCCGGGCAGAUCUGAUCCACCACUUAGACUCAGUGAUUUGAAGGAUGGAGUGUCGGACCCGCUCAUCAUGCCAUUAGCUUUGGCCCAACACAGUAAAGUUGAGAAAACAGUGCCCUGAAAUAUCGAGCAACUACUACAUGGCAUCACUGUAGCUUUCCAGCCACAAUGGGCUCAAUGGAUAUCCAAGUAGAUCUCCAUCACCAAAAGUGCGUUGCUCGGUGCCGUUAUCCUCACAACAAACGUGUUGAGGAACGGCACCAAGCCGGCCAGCAGCGCCGACGCGACGGCCGCUGCCAAAGACAAGAAAAGUAAGAAGGUGGAGAGGGAAGUAUGUGGAGGGGCCCUCUUCAUUCACAAAGUUUUUUUGACGAUGUAGAUCUUCAAACACAAGAACCAACCUUCGCAGAGGCCUUUGUUAGCAAAAGAGGGCCAAGUGCUCCGUGCUUGAAGGCUCUUGGAGUUGGUGUCUCCGCUUUGUAUCCAGGUUUGUUCCUGGUCAGCACAACCAUUUCAGUUGUCGCCCAGACACUCCAACCAAGUUUGACACUUGUCCUUUUCCUUCCACAAGUGUUCGGGCCUUCACCAUGCAAGUGAGUUCACUUUUGUGGAUGCCCAACCUGUUCGCUGUCAGGAGGUAGCACGGAUCUUGGAUCUCCUUCCAGCUGCCACGUUGGCUUACUACAGGAGCAUGGACCAAGUGAUCCAUCGGGCCGGCUCCGGGUCCAUUGGGCAGGGGUGUUGAAUGAUGCAAUUGGUCAGUUGGGACGGACAGAGUGGGUUGGGAGAUUGGUUGCUGUGGGUUUGUAGAGCAUUAGCACAUUGGUGCUUGCACAGCCUCCUGUCCAUGUUUACAAAACGGCCACGGCAUUGACUGAUACGUUCCAUGGACGAAAUCGUUUCCCAUAAGGAAUGCAUGUUGGAAAGCAACUGCUAUGCCAAGUCAAUCAGAUUUACGGUUAGACCCUGGUUUCCAGGCCAACUGCUGUUUUUCCUCCUCCAACGCAGUCCACCGCAUUGCAGGAUGCGGUUCACCAGCGUCUUUGAGAAGCCACAAGUGAAGCGAGGCCUCUCGAGCACUGUGGUCUAUGCCAACCUUGCCCUGUUGGCGGUCUUUGCUCGGGUCGUUGCGCCCCGCUUGCUGGCAGCGGACAACUUGGACGAGUUCUUCGAGGCUGUUGAGCCGCUGGGAGUGCCCGACCGUGCUUCCUUGAUGGGUAUUUUGCAAUCGAUUGCCGACUACGACACCGCCUUAAAGAUCACACUCUACAUCGCGGCCUUCAUCGUGGAGAAGCUGCUGAUGCUUACGGAGUUCCUUCCCAUCCAGAUCGCCUUGAAAACAUUGGCUCCGAUCAUCUUUGGAGGCUUGGUGCAAGGUGCUUUGGCCUCAGCAACCACAGAGACCAUAGCUGCUUGCUGCAACUUCAUCAUCGGCCGAAACUUCUUCAAAGUGUAG